GGCGGUUCAACAUUACCCUGAUAGGAGAAUAGUCUGAUUAGUCUCUCUCUUGCCCAAAUUUUUCUUGUCCAAAAAGAGAAAAAAGACCUAUGAGGCUUUCGACCUCAUUUCCAUGCCUCUGUCUUUUCUACCUUGUAUUCUUUAUUUAGGGAUGAAUGGGAUAAAUAGACCAUAGCAAAUGAAAAUGUUAUUUUCUAGUGGCUUUUGAGCUUUUAAGAAUAUUUGUAUAUUUUAUGCCAGUGGACUAAAAGGAGCCUCGAUUGUUUUUUUUUUUGAUGAGAAGCCUCCAUUUUUUUAUUGGGUAUUUGGAUUUUGGGUCUUGCAUAUGACUGAAGAGAGAGAGAAAGAGAGAUGAUUUUAAUGGGAUUUCCAGAAUCCUGAGGUUGGUCAAAGAUAUGACUCGAGUUGCUUAUUGAUAUACUUGAUAGAGAAAAACAGAGGGGGAAGUGAGGGGAAAAAGAAAAGGUCUUCUGGGAUCCAAUAAGAUUUGAUUUUUGGGCGGUGUGAGUUUAGAUUCUUCUUCUCUUUUUCUCAGAUUACUAAGUUUGUGUCUUGGAAGUGUAAUCCAAUCAGAAGGUAAAAGCUUUAUUAGUAUUUGAUAGAGGAAGAUAGAUAUGGGUAAGAAGAAACCUCAGAAAACGAAGGAGCUUUCAGUAGCAAUAGCAGAAGCUUCAUCAACUGGAGAUGAAGCUCAGCAGCAACAAUCACAGCCUCAGCCUCAGACCCCAAGAAAGCGAGGAAGACCUCGAAAGAUCAUUGAAGAGCAAUCAUCAACAAAAAUAGAAGAAGCUGCUGCAGCUCAAGAUGUUGAAGCCAGUCAGUCCAAAAAAGCUAAAGCCAGUGAGGAAGAGGAAGAAGAUAAGCAAGAACAACAAGAAGAGCAGCAGCAAAAUAUUAAAGAAGAAGGGCCAUCAUCGACAAAAGCUAAAGAGAGUGAGUCAAGGAGGGAGCCUUCGAGAAGUAGAGCUAGGAGGAAAAGCAAACCCAGAAAGAGUAGUUGCUAAAACUAGUAACUUGUUUUUUUCUUGUCUUUCCUCUUCUAAGUUGCAUAAAUCUUGCGAUUGUAUCAAUGAAAGAAUCAAGGAAAGGAAGAUCCCAAGCUCAAGGAUGCUCACUUUUUUGUUCCUUCAUUUGUUGCCAAUGGUUUUAACUAUUUCAUCA
This is a messenger RNA of Rosa chinensis, 1161 nucleotides long. RefSeq names its product transcription factor TBF1. Lineage: Eukaryota; Viridiplantae; Streptophyta; Magnoliopsida; Rosales; Rosaceae. The record is from RefSeq and is a predicted model, not a curated record. The coding region runs from base 615 to 1004 and encodes 129 amino acids. The transcript has a single exon.